Molecule: messenger RNA, 3576 nt
Organism: Entelurus aequoreus (snake pipefish)
Lineage: Eukaryota; Metazoa; Chordata; Actinopteri; Syngnathiformes; Syngnathidae
Product: rho family-interacting cell polarization regulator 1-like
Exons: 17
Coding region: 287-2515 (742 amino acids)
Source: RefSeq, a predicted model, not a curated record
UCGUCUAUUGGUGACCGCUCCACUGUAUGGACACAAAAAACUGCGAAAUCGAGGAGAAAGACAGCGCCCCGAAGAAGUCUAGCGAACUGUGUGGAGCAUCGUGUUGGCCAUGGGAUUUAUGCCCAAGUCUCCGGUGUGUCGGACUUCCAAAGAGAGGACAUGUCCUUUGGUUUAUUAAAGCCCCAGUGCUCCAUUUGGCCCUGCCAGCAUGCUCCAGUAGUGACAGGAUCCCUCCAGUCAUCAGCACUGUUUGAUCCAAGAGAAACGUGCCUUGUAAGGAAGCAGGAUGUUCACAGGCUCCACCAAGCUGCCCCCUGCCAAAACCCCGCAGCCUGAGCGUCUGGACGAGGUCUACGCCGCCUUACGUCGGGGCUUACAGUCAUACUUACAGGUCCACCAGCUGGAGCUGGACAGUCUGGGCCAGCAGAUCAGAGAAAAUAAGAGAAAUGGGCGACUGGGCUCUUUGUAUGAGCAGGAUAAGCAAGUGAAAGCCAUAGAGAGAUUUAUGCGUCGCUUGGAAUUCCACCUCAGCAAGGUAGAGGAGCUGUACGAUGCUUACUGCAUACAGCGCCGACUUCGAGAUGGCGCCAGUAAAAUGGUGGCAGCCUUUAACUCCGCCAGUGGGAGUAAGGAGGCCAGGGAGAGCCUGAGUGAGGCAAACAAAGGCUUCAGGGAAUGUACAGAGCGCAUGUGCUCACUGGAGAGUGAACUGGAAGGCCACAUGGGAGAGUUUCAUGUCAAGAUGAAGGGCCUUGCCGGCUUCGCCAGGCUAUGUGCUGGUGACCAGUAUGAGGUGCUAAUGCGCUAUGGGCGGCAACGCUGGAGGCUGCGGGGCCGUGUUGAAGUCAGCAACAAGCAGAUAUGGGACAGCGAAGAGUACAUUUUUCUGCCUCUUGUCACAGAACUCCUGUCCAUUAAGGUGACAGAGCUGAAGAGUUUGGCCAAUCACGUGGUGGUGGGUAGCGUGUCCUGUGAAAUGCUGGACCUGUUCUGCCCCCUCCCGCAGACCCUUGCUGUGGAUAUCAAUGACCUUGGAACAGUGAAGCUCAACUUGGAGGUGACUUGGAGUCCAUUUGAUAAGGACGACCAGACAUCAUCCACCAGUACAGUUUCCAAACGUCUUCUGUCCAAUCAGAGCCCUCCAGACACGCCCUCCAUGCGGGAGCAAGUGUUUUAUUCUCUGCUGAAACGACAAGGAGAGCUCGACAACGGCACAGUCUGGUCCAACUCCUCUGAAUCCUCUGACGACUCCUCCAGCCCGGCGCUGGCCCAUCACGCUCAGAGGCUGUCGGCCUCCAACAUACCUCAAAGCAACGUCACCGCGCUACUGUCGCUCACGCCGCACAAGUCCAGCGUAUCGACGCCGUCGCUUUCAUCUAACCAGGAGGAAGACGAGGGCGAAGCUGGCAAUGUUUUCUCUUCAAAAGAUUCAGUGCACAACGGCCACCCGCAGACUUCCUGCUCUGGGAGCCAAAUCGGCGCCACCGGUCAGGGAUGUACUUUAACAGACAGACUGUCAGUCCAAUCAGAGGUUCUGGAAACCUUGGAAGAACUAAGCUGCUCGUGUUCUGAUGCUGACGUUUCCUCCACCGUCGCCGAGUCCAUAGAGAGGAUGGAGGAAUGUGGCAACAUGCAUGCUAACGAUCCACCGGAGGACUCCAUAGUCCACACCAAAGCAGGAACCAUCAAGGCUGAAGGACCAAGUCAUCCAGCUCUAAAACAGUCUGAUGGAGCUCCAGCUGUCCCUUUUCCCACGUCUUCUAGUUUCACCCAGGAAGUGGAGACGGCUCUUGAGAGCUUUGACUUUCUCAACUGCUCUGACCUGGAGGAUGAGGCAGAAGAAGUGGUAGAGCACCAAGAAGUGGUAGAGCACCAAGAAGUGGUAGAGCACCAAGAAGUGGUAAAGCACCAAGAAGUGGUAGAGCACCAAGAAGUGGUAGAGCACCAAGAAGUGGUAAAGCCCCAAGAAGUGGUAAAGCCCCAAGAAGUGGUAGAGCACCAAGAAGUGGUAGAACACCAAGAAGUGGAUACGGCUCUGGAAAGCUUUGACUUUUUCAAGUGCUCUGACCGGGAGGAUGAGGAAGAAAAAGUGGUAGAGCACCAAGAAGAGUCUGAGAACCAAGAGGAAGACGAGCAGCAAAAGGAAAACAAAGAAGAAAAAGAAGCAGACGAGGAGCAGCAUGAAGAUGACAAUAUGGCUGAGCAAGAGAAGGCAGCAGAGGGGGAGAAAGACAAAGAUAACUACUCUGAAAAAAGCGAUGAAGAGGCAGGAGACGGCUUGGAGUUCCUUAUGGAGGCGCCGGAGGGAUUUAGAAACUCUGAUGAAGAUGGCAUCUCUGAAUCGCAGGAGUCCAGUGUAGAAGAGGAGCAGGAUUUGGUUCCGGUGCAACUGCCCGAGGAGGAGGAGCUUAAUGAGGAAAAGGGAGGCGACCAACAAACGGAGGAGAGGUCACAAGAUGUUCAGGAUGAGGAGCGUCCUCCUACUCCGAGCAACUUGGCCACCACCGUGUUCUAAGGACACCCAGUGUGGAACCACCACUGAGUUCUAAGGGCACGCAAUGUGGAACCACCACUGUGUACUAAGGGCACGCAGUGUGGAACCACAGUCCAAACAUUUCCACUCUUGUCUAAUGUGCUCAUUGCCAAGUCGCACUCACUCGACAAACAAGCUCUCGUUCGUAAAGAGUUUGUGCACAUGUCCGCCUUGUCCCGUGUCUUUCAACGACAUUGUGUUGCCUGCAUUAAUACCACUUUUGGUUGAAGUAAUCCAUUGAGAGCAGGCUUGGUUUAAUUUGUUCCAUUUAUUUCACUUUUGUUUGAAGUAAUCCAUUGAGAGCAGGCUUGGUUUAAUUUGUUCCAUUUAUUUAAGUGAUCAAACCGUGCUGAAGAGGAUGUGUUUCCUUACUUACUCUGCAUCCAAUCAGUCACUGGGGUAAACAAAGAAAGGCGUUCCAAGCUUCUAAACUUGCAGUAUUGAUGGACUGGGGGAAGUUUGCCAGCAAGCCAAGCUCUUGGGAUGAACUCCAAGAGCAUGUGAUGUUUGUCUUUGCUACAAAGCUGUGUAGCGCUAAUGUAUUCCACUUGUGUGACAACGUGUCUUUUAAGCUACACCAGGACUUAAGCUGCCUUACGACCACACCUUUUUAGGGAUUUAUUUUACACGGUUGCAGGAUUGGAGUUGAUAUUAAUGCAAUUAGUGGUGUAAAGGUAUAUUUAAACCUGCAUGUGUAGACGCCUCACACUGCCAGCAUGUCCGCUGUAAAAGGCUCAUCUGUAAAAAAAAAAAAUAUAUAUGUAUAUAUAUUUUGGUCCAAGCGAGGUCUCUACAAGAGUAGCCUCGGGGGCGUUGUAGUGGUUCAGCGGUAAAUUGCUUUGUCGUCGUACAAAAAGCCUCUUUAUUCAGAAAGUGCCUCGAGUGACGGCGGGUAUAAGGUUGUAAAAAAAACAAAAAAAAACUGGCAAAAAGUUUGUUUAUUUUGAAAUUACUUUUAGGAUUGUUCACCAUAAGAGAUAUUUACUGUUUCAUAUAAAGAAUUGUAUAUGUCCUGAAAUGUUUAUGUUAAAAAAUGUUCAAAC